UUAGCUAGCAUCAUACUUAAUAGCAGCAGAGAGGCUGCUCUCAACCAAUUCGAUUGAUUCCCUGUGAACGUUGUUAACUCGGUCAUUUACGUGUAAAUAUCAUUUGGAGAGCAACCUGAGUUAAGAUAGGUUGUUUGUGAUAGCAUCCACUGUAUCAAACUUGUUUUGGGAUCACGUUAACGUAAGGUAACGUUAAUGUACACAACGUCGUCAUUUGAGUGCCAAUAUUGCUAGAUUCACAUCAGAAUUCCCUCCCGUUUCUGAAAUCUUUGCUCCAUUGUAAUGUUGCUUAUCGGCAAAUCAAAUGACACACAAUUGAGAGAUAAAUGUGCUGCGAGUCAGCUAACGUUACUGAGCAACACUGUCACCAGCUGGCAAUUGAGGUUCAAUGUGGCGACUUCCCUCACUUGUUGGUGUACGGGCCGUCGGGCGCGGGGAAGAAGACCCGCAUCAUGUGUCUGCUGAGGGAGCUGUAUGGAGCUGGGGUGGAGAAGCUCCGCAUAGAGCACCAGACCAUCGUGGCUCCGUCAAAGAAGAAAAUUGAGAUUAACACAAUAGCCAGCAACUACCACUUGGAAGUCAACCCAAGUGAUGCUGGCAACCAGGACCGUGUGGUGAUUCAAGAGCUGAUUAAAACUUUGGCUCAGUCCCAACAGAUCCAGUCAAGCUCCCAGAGAGAGUUUAAAGUGGUGUUGCUAACCGAGGUGGACAGACUCACGAAGGAUGCCCAGCAUGCUUUGCGCCGGACAAUGGAAAAGUACAUGUACACCUGUCGUCUCAUCCUCUGCUCUACCUCCACCUCCAAAGUCAUUGGGCCAAUUCGGAGCCGUUGUCUGGCUAUCAGAGUUCCUCUGCCAAGCACAGAAGAGGUCUGUAAUGUUUUGACAUCAAUCUGUAAAAAGGAGGGUCUGCUCCUCCCACCUGAGCUGGCCAAGCAAAUCUCUGAGAAGUCUGGUCGCAACCUCCGCAAAGCCCUUUUGAUGUGUGAGGCCUGCAGAGUGCAGCAGUAUCCAUUCUCAGCUGACCAAGACGUCCCAGAGACGGACUGGGAGGUCUACCUCAGAGAAACCGCUAAUGCCAUCGUCAGCCAGCAGAGCCCUCAGAGGUUGUUGGAGGUUCGAGCCAGGCUGUACGAGUUGCUGACUCACUGCAUCCCUCCUGAUGUCAUUAUGAAGGGUCUGGUAACAGAGUUGUUGAGUAACUGCGAUGGUCAGCUGAAGACAGAGGUGGCUCAAAUGGCAGCCUACUACGAACACAGAUUGCAGCUGGGCAACAAAGCUAUCUACCACCUCGAGGCCUUCACUGCCAAGUUCAUGGCCAUAUACAAGAAGUUCAUGGAAGACGGUCUGGAUGACAUGAUGUUUUGACUCUAAAUGGACUUAAAUACGGAUACUUAACGGAGUUACGGAGUUAAACAGCCCUUGUUGAUUUCCUGAUAUCUUUUUUGCCCCAACAAGACUUUCAGUCAACUUAAUACAGAUUUACAACUUUAUAAGUAACUGUAUUCUGCAAGGCAUGGUGGCGACAUUGACAUAACUCACCCUAGAAUGGAUCUUGAGUGUGUACACUUACAAACGAUUAUGCAAUGAAUUGUUGGCCGAAAAUGUAACACUCUACCCAGUUUGUAAACGUUGAACUGUCACAACUGAUGUAAAAUAAUCCGAACAGAGCAGUUUUGAUAGUAGCAGGCAGGUUUUUGUGUUAAAAAUAUACUGCAAGGACAAGAGAUGUUUUCCUAAAAAUAUGCAUAAAUUGCUUUGUUUAUUAAAAAAAAGUCUGGUGUUACUCUA
Perca fluviatilis (European perch) is the source of this 1790-nucleotide messenger RNA. It is a transcript of the gene rfc3, whose product is annotated as replication factor C (activator 1) 3. The record is from RefSeq and is a predicted model, not a curated record. The transcript is spliced from 9 exons. Bases 327 to 1367 code for a protein of 346 amino acids. Gene Ontology annotation, biological process: DNA repair; DNA-templated DNA replication. Gene Ontology annotation, molecular function: DNA binding; DNA clamp loader activity; ATP hydrolysis activity. Gene Ontology annotation, cellular component: DNA replication factor C complex; nucleus. Lineage: Eukaryota; Metazoa; Chordata; Actinopteri; Perciformes; Percidae.